This is a messenger RNA of Mucor mucedo, 1250 nucleotides long. RefSeq names its product 2,3-bisphosphoglycerate-independent phosphoglycerate mutase-domain-containing protein. The annotation marks the transcript as partial. NCBI's taxonomy places the organism in Eukaryota, Fungi, Mucoromycota, Mucoromycetes, Mucorales, Mucoraceae. The transcript has 9 exons. The record is from RefSeq and is a predicted model, not a curated record. Gene Ontology annotation, molecular function: metal ion binding.
AAAUGAAAUUGUUAAUGUUCUUGAUUGACGGGUUGGGUGAUGUUACGAUUCCACACGAUGGAAAGACGCCGUUGCAAAGAGCCAAUACACCUUGGUUGGACACACUUGCCAGAACAGGUGUCAAUGGACUUCUUGAUCCUGUUGAACCCGGAUUAGCGUGUGGAUCAGAUACAGCUCAUCUCUCCAUUCUUGGUUACGAUCCACGAAAGUAUUAUCGUGGAAGAGGUGCUUUUGAAAGUAUGGGAGCUGGACUUGACAUGAUUCCCGGUGAUAUUGCAUUCAAAUCGAAUUUCGCGUACAUGGAAAAUGGCAUGGUGGUGUUACGAAAAGUCGAUCGAGAUUUUGGAGUGUUCGCACGUGUCUUGUGUCAAGCUCUCGAUGGCGUGAAAUUGCCUUCGUUUCCUCAACAUGAAGUGGCUGUAAAACAUGCGAUUGAUCAUCGUUGUGGUGUUCGAGUCCGAGGUCCACAACUUACGGAUUCCAUCACAGGCACGGAUCCUUUAAAAGAUGGAAAACCAUUGGUCUAUUGUGAGCCUACAGUGGAUGAUGAAGCAUCGAAACUUACCAGCAAAUUGACCAAUGAACUCUCGGAGGUAUUUCAUGAGAUUUUAAUGAGCCAUCCUAUUAACCAAACGCGUAUUGAACAAGACACACAUCCUGCCAAUUGUGUACUCUUAAGAGGCUGUGGUAGCUGUAUUAAAGUGCCAAGCAUUGAAGAAUUACACGGGUUCAAGAGUUUCUUGAUCGCGCCUACAUGUAUUAUUGCAGGUAUUGGUAUGACAGUGGGUAUGGACUUGAUCCAUGUGGAGGGAGCCACGGGAGAUUAUCAGACGGAUUUCGGAGCCAAAGGUAGAGCCUGUGUACAACAUAUCCAGUCGGAAAAAUACACGUUUGGAUUCUGUCAUUUAAAAGCAGUGGAUGAUGCAGGUCAUGAUGGUGAUGUAGAUAAAAAGGUGUAUUAUCUGGAGAAAAUAGAUGCCAUGAUAGGUGAGAUUCUCACUGCCUUGCGCAAGGAUACGACCACUGAGUAUGCGGUGGUGGUGACGGGAGAUCAUACGACACCUACGUUAUACGGUGAUCAUAGUUGUGAGCCUGUACCCUUUUGUAUUAGUUCUGUAGGCGCUUCCCAUGCGGUAGUGGAUCAAGUCACGACAUUUGAUGAGAUUGCUGUGUCUAUGGGUAUGUUGGGAAGGUUUUGUGGAGAUCAAGUCAUGACGGUUGUCAAAUCCUUUAUGAAGCAACAGGCAUAA